AACCUUUUUCUUUUCUAGGAAUCUUCAACGCCUAUAUAUACACUCCCAUCUGUCACACUGAUAGCAAAAUCCCAUAAAAAAAUGGGGAAAAAUUCGAAGAGAUCAAACUCAAAUUCAAACUCCGACGUUGCACAAUCUACACAUCCUUCAUUCUUCAUUGGUUCAUCUGUGAUUCCAAUAAUCAAUAAGCUUCAGGAUAUCUUCGCACCGCUCGGCGAUAUCGACGAUCGAUUUACCGGUCUCCGGCUGCCGCAAGUGGCGGUGAUUGGUAGUCAAAGUAGUGGAAAGUCGAGUGUACUUGAAGCUUUAGUUGGCCGUGAUUUUCUACCGCGCGGCUGUGAUAUUUGCACUCGCCGACCACUAGUUCUUCAGCUUGAGAAACGUUCUGCUGAAAUUGGUAAUGAUUCGCUUGAAUGGGGAGAGUUUGGUCACCUUCCUGAGAAACGAUUCUAUGAUUUCUCCGCUAUUCGCCGCGAAAUUCUGGCUGAAACAGAAAAAGAAGUGGGAGUUAACAGAGGUGUUUCGGAUAAACAAAUUCGGUUGAAAAUCUGUUCUCCCAAUGUUCUCAAUAUAACUCUUGUUGAUCUACCUGGAAUAACUAAAGUUCCUGUGGGUGAUCAACCUAGUGACAUUGAAGCAAGGAUCAGAGAUAUGAUAAUGUCCUAUAUAAAACAAGAAACUUCAAUUAUAUUGGCUGUUUCUCCUGCAAAUGCGGAUUUGGCUAAUUCUGAUGCACUACAAAUGGCCAAACAGGUGGAUCCAACUGGUACACGUACAAUUGGUGUAAUUACUAAGCUAGAUAUAAUGGAUAAGGGUACCAAUGCGAGGAGCUUUCUGCUUGGGAAAGUUAUUCCACUUCGUUUAGGUUAUAUCGGUGUUGUCAACCGCAGUCAAGAGGAUAUUAACAACAAUCGUCCUAUCAGGGAAGCACUUGCUUAUGAGGAGCAGUUUUUCCGUGAUUAUCAUGUGUACCGUGGUUUAUCUGAUCGAUGUGGAAUCCCGCAAUUGGCAAAGAAACUAAAUCAGAUUCUGGAACAGCAUAUUCGAAAUGUUCUCCCCACUUUGAAGACCGAUUUAACUUCUCAGUUGGUUGCUGCUGAAAAAGAGUUACGUGCUUAUGGAGAGGCUUUGGAAUCAAAAGGAGAAAGAGGAGCGAUGCUGUUGAAUAUUCUGACAAAAUACUCUGAAGCAUUUUCUUCAGAGGUGGAUGGUAAAAGUCAAGCAAUGACCACUAAAGAAUUGUCAGGGGGAGCGCGGAUUCACCACAUAUUUCAGUCAAUUUUUGUAAAGAGCUUGGAGGAAGUUGAUCCUUGUGAAGAUCUAAGUGACGAGGAUAUAAGAAUAGCUAUCCACAAUGCAACUGGUCCAAGAAAUGCGCUAUUUGUGCCAGAGGUCCCAUUUGAAGUUUUGGUUAGACGACAGAUCGCUAGGCUGCUUGAUCCUAGCCUCCAGUGCUUGCGAUUCGUCUAUGAUGAACUUAUAAAGAUUAGUCGUGCUUGUGAAACAGUUGAAAUGCAACGCUUCUCAGAGUUAAGAAGGCGACUAGAGGAUGUCACUGCAAGGUUUCUACGAGAUGAUGUAAAACCCGCUGAAAGAAUGAUAACAAAUCUUAUUGAUAUGGAGAUGGAUUAUAUAAAUUCCUCGCAUCCCAAUUUUAUUGGUGGGACAAAGGCGGUUGAUAUAGCGCAAAACGAAUUGAAGACUAUGCAGGUGGGCCGACCUCAAUCUGACAAUGAUAGAGUGUCAUCAGCAGAAGAGAGCAAAACAUUGAAACGAGGCUGGUUAGAGUUUUCUUUUGGUACCUGGGUUGGGGAGGGGGGAGGGAGGCUUGAAGCAACAAUGUGGAGAAGUACCUCAACCACAAGGACAUGGGGUGUUACUUCCCUAUUUGGAAUCCGGGGAUCAUCAGUAGGGAAUUCAUCUAAGAGACAUGCUGCUGAAGUGGUGCAUGAUAUUACUCUGGCACCCCCUGUUAUACAAUUGAAAAAUCCACCGCUGGUCUUGAGGCCUGGAGAGACUGAAACAGAGUAUCAAGUCGAGAUCAUAGUGACGAAACUGCUCAUAACAUCUUAUUAUGAUAUUGUGAGGAGGAAUAUACAGGAUUUGGUUCCAAAAGCUAUCAUGCAUUAUCUGGUCAAUCAUGCUAAGAGAAACCUUCUUGGCACAUUCAUCGAGAAGUUGUACCGCGAGAACCUAUAUGAAGAUUUGUUGCGAGAGCAUGAUGAUGUUGUCAUUCAAAGGAGGACGACUGCAGAGAUGUGCAAUGCUCUGCGACAAGCUGUCGAGACACUAGAUGAGUUCGUUGCUGAUGUUUCUACCCUAAGUUCAAGCGACAGUAUGGAUGCAUUGCCAAACUUUUCUAACCUUUCAUCAAACUCAAACUCAAAAUCAAGCACUUGAACUCCAGGUAAUUUAAAUCUUGUACACAACACAUUAUGAGUUCAUACAGUUUUGCCUACAGCUAUAUCGAUUGAUUGGUGGAAUUAUUGAAGCAUCUAUUAGGUGUAUGGACUUGUAUAGUAAUCUGUCUUGAGUUAGUAGAUGAAUUGUGUAGUAUUAAUAUUCUUUGUGAGUUACUUGUAAUGAGCAAAUUAUUACUCCAAUGGGAAAGUUAAAUUGCAUUCUGAGCAGGUUCAUUCCUAAAUGAAGAAGCAAUUUCCUGUUUCUUUAA
Solanum pennellii is the source of this 2671-nucleotide messenger RNA. Its product is annotated as dynamin-related protein 3A-like. The transcript is spliced from 20 exons. Bases 82 to 2400 code for a protein of 772 amino acids. The record is from RefSeq and is a predicted model, not a curated record. Gene Ontology annotation, molecular function: GTPase activity; microtubule binding; GTP binding. Lineage: Eukaryota; Viridiplantae; Streptophyta; Magnoliopsida; Solanales; Solanaceae. Gene Ontology annotation, cellular component: microtubule; cytoplasm; membrane.